This is a messenger RNA of Neohortaea acidophila, 1428 nucleotides long. Its product is annotated as Pex12 amino terminal region-domain-containing protein. Gene Ontology annotation, cellular component: peroxisomal membrane; peroxisomal importomer complex. Gene Ontology annotation, molecular function: ubiquitin-protein transferase activity; protein binding; zinc ion binding. Gene Ontology annotation, biological process: protein import into peroxisome matrix; protein monoubiquitination. The transcript has a single exon. Lineage: Eukaryota; Fungi; Ascomycota; Dothideomycetes; Mycosphaerellales; Teratosphaeriaceae. The record is from RefSeq and is a predicted model, not a curated record. The coding region runs from base 1 to 1428 and encodes 475 amino acids.
AUGGAGUUCAUGACAUCGCUCCAAGGCGGCCUAGACGAUCAAAAACCCUCACUCUUCGAACUCCUCUCCGAGCAACAACUCGCAUCUCUCAUCCCGCCCUCCCUUCGAUACCUACUCGCAGUCGCAACGCACAGAAGACCCCGCUACCUCCUCCGCGUCCUCAAUUCCUUCGACGAACUCUACGCUCUCCUCUCCCUCGCGGUCGAGCGCUACUACCUCCGCUCCUAUGGCGGCGGCUUCACCGAAAACUUCUAUGGCCUCAAGCGGGAGCGCGUGCUACGCAUUACAGGCGGGGAAGCGAAGAGGGCGCGGCUGGGCGCGCCGCAUGAGAUGAGAGAGACGUUGAAGCUGCGUCGCGGCGAUGUGUGGAGGAAUCUCGCCGUCAUGGUCCUCUUGCCGUACGUGAAGAGGAAGCUGGACGAGUCGUAUGAUGUUCAUGCCGCUUCGGUCAAUAUGUUGGGCCCGACAUACAGAGAUCGAGAGCAGUACCCUGUCGAUGGCACUGUGCGGCAACGCAUCAUGUGGCUGUACAAAUGGUUCUUGCGGACGGUGUAUCCCAGCGUGAACGCGGCGUACUACUUCUCGCUUCUCGCAUUCAACCUGGCAUACCUCUUUGACGGUUCCAAAUACCACUCUCCAUGGCUCUGGUUGAUCGGCACACGCAUGCGACGGAUGAACGAAGCAGACAGCCGAGCCAGAGCGCUCGCCGCACAGCCCAAACCCGCCGCCUCCACACCUGGCGCUCGCCCGGGCCAGACCAACUCCAUCUUCAGCCCGCGCGUCAUGACCCAGACGAUCUACCCCAGGCUGCUCUCGAGUCUGAGUAUCCUCCUACCCACUUCCAUCUUCGCGCUCAAAUUCCUCGAGUGGUGGCACGCCUCGGACUUUGCGCGGCAACUAUCGCGCAAAGCAAACGAAGGCCUCGAACUCCCGCCCCCCAUCAUCUCCGGCCUGCCAUCGCCUCCCAAAGCAAAGCGAAACAGUCAAGCAGCAGACGACAACGAGAGCAACGAAAAGCCCGCCUCUCGUCGCGACUCCGGCAUCGAGCAACCGCCCAUCUCAUCCAAAACUCAUCUCCCCAUCCUCACCGUGCCUGCCCCAACGUCCGCCUCUUCUGCCGAUUCCUCCAAUACAGCAGCCGUCUGUCCAAUCUGUCUAGGAGAAAUGGUGAACCCCACCGCAGCCCAGACGGGCUUCGUAUAUUGCUACACCUGCAUCUACAAGUGGGUGGAUGGCUCGCAUCCGCGACAGGAGGCUUUCAUGGAAGGGUCGGCGGUGGGCGAGAAGGAGGAGGAUCAAGGGUCGACGGAGGAGAGUGGUGGCGGUGAGAGUCGGGUGGGGAAGUGGGAGAGUGGGGUUGGGAGGGAUGCGGUCACGGGGAGGAGGGUUCUGGGUGGCACUAGUGGGUUGAGGAGGGUGAUGGUGUAG